GUGUAAUCGAAAAGAUGGUUGAUCCCAUAUUUGAUUAUCAAUUUAGGCUGAUUCUUAUUGGUGACAGUACAGUGGGAAAAAGUUCACUAUUGAAAUAUUUCACAGAGGGGAAGUUUGCAGAGCUUUCAGACCCUACAGUGGGAGUAGAUUUCUUUGCGAGGAUUAUAGAAGUACAAGAUGGUACCAGAAUUAAACUACAACUGUGGGAUACAGCAGGACAAGAGAGAUUUAGAUCUAUUACAAAAUCUUAUUAUAGAAACUCUGUAGGUGCGUUGUUGGUAUACGAUGUAUGUAAUAGAUCUAGUUUUGAGCACAUACCACUUUGGAUGAUGGAAGCUAAAAGACACAUAGAACCUCACAGACCAGUGUUUGCUCUGGUCGGAUGUAAAAUCGAUUUAGUCGGUACUGAUAACAAGAAUGGUGCAAGAAGAGAAGUUUCAUGUGAAGAAGCAAGAAUGUUUGCUGAAGAAAAUGGCCUCCAUCAUGUUGAAACUUCAGCAAAAACUGGUCUCAAUGUUGAAGAAGCAUUUGUACUUGUUGCUCAAGAAGUCUAUAAUCGCAUUCAAACAGGUGAAUACAAGGUAGAGGACGGCUGGGAUGGCAUCAAAACUGGUUUUAAUAGACCCAACGGUAUGGAUUUCAAUCUACUUGAAGCAGAAACAGUACAGUCCACUUGCUGCUAGAACAACACUGAAAUUAAAUGUACAUAAUGACUCUUGCAGCAUAAGGUUUUAUAAUCAAUAAGUAUAAUUUUAUAUUUGAAAAUAGUUAAGGUGUGGUUUGGUGACUAAGCCUUUGGAAUAAAAUUAAUAUAUCCUUAAAAAAAAUUAAUUUGGUGAAGAAAAUUGAUAUUUUUGUUUUUAAAAUUGCAUAAAACACUUGAAAAUAGUUAAAUACUCACUAGUCUGACCAUAAUUAAUCCAUAGUAAUUUAUGAAAUAAUUUGUUAAGUGUUGAUAUAUGUUAAUAGUUUUCUAUUUCAUCUAAACAAUUAAACCUCUGGACAUCAAAUACGAUAUUCACACAUGGCACACAGAUAUAUUCUAUUUUGAUUAUAUCAUAUUAAUUUUGGCUACUUCAAAAUAGUCAAUUCAUAUAGAAUGUAAUGGCAACC
Molecule: messenger RNA, 1113 nt
Organism: Diatraea saccharalis (sugarcane borer)
Lineage: Eukaryota; Metazoa; Arthropoda; Insecta; Lepidoptera; Crambidae
Source: the annotation of a GenBank genome assembly